Messenger RNA from Pyrenophora tritici-repentis Pt-1C-BFP, 3000 nucleotides. The record is from RefSeq and is a predicted model, not a curated record. Lineage: Eukaryota; Fungi; Ascomycota; Dothideomycetes; Pleosporales; Pleosporaceae.
AUGGUGAAUGUUACAUUCUUGAGACCGGCACCAAAGGGAACAAAGGUCUUUGUGGAGAGCUGGGUCACACACUUGGGAAAGCGGAUGGGCCAGACGAGGGGAGAGAUGAGGCUGGAAGACGGAAAGCCAGACGUGCCCUCACAGUCGAGCCCUGCGGCGAGCAUGACCAAGGCGGAUCAAGAAGAUGCCCCCGACAAUGAUGCGCAAACAUGCAACACCAGACUAUCAGCAGAAACUACCACUACCGCUGCUCCGCGCUCACCCGCAGGCCGUGGCCCCCGACGGCGGCAAUAUGGUGUUCAGUCAACCAAACUUGAGGCUGUCGAGGAUCCUCUUGGGCCUCUGGGAGCUCCCACGCCGCCACCAACGGGCCCCGAAUCCGCUCCUCCAGCGCCGCCUCAGAAGGAAGCUGCGGCUUUGCGCGCCACAAGGCCCGCGCCUGGCGCCUCAACGCCCUCGCUGCGCGGUAUGAUGGACUCGGUUGACCUGGACGACGACGAACAGCCACACUCUUCGCAGGGUGCCCGGAUACCCCCUCCAGUUCAGGCUCCGUCAACUACAGCCCCCCAGCGCCAGAUACAACCGAGCGUCAGUGUCGAGCAGGCUGCGAAACCGUCCUUUGCCAUUUCCGUGGGCGAUCCACACAAGGUCGGCGACCUCACGAGCUCGCACACCGAGUACUCUGUCACAACCAAGACGACGUCCAAGGGCUACCGCAGUCCCGAGUUCACCGUCUCCCGUCGUUACCGCGAUUUCCUAUGGCUAUACACACAGCUACACAACAACAACCCAGGUGUCAUCAUUCCUCCGCCACCCGAGAAGCAGGCUGUGGGCCGUUUCGAGGCCGACUUCGUUGAGUCCCGGCGCGCUGCUCUGGAGCGCAUGCUUAACAAGGCGGCUGCUCACCCUGUGUUGCAGCACGAUAGCGAUCUGAAACUCUUUCUCGAAAGUGAUGCCUUCAACGUUGACAUCAAGAACAAGGAACGCAAGGACCCCGGUCUAAGCGAAAACAAGGGCAUGUUUGGUUCUAUGCUCUCUAGUAGCAGCGGUAAAUUUGUCGAACACGAUGACCGAAAAGGACUUGCGGAAGCCUGUGGAGACUUCUCGGCUUCUUUGCAUUCCUUGUCAGCUGUAGAAUUGUCGCCCGCUCUGUCUAGCCCACUUGAUAGUCUUUCCGACAUCCAGAUCCGCAUCCGCGAACUCUAUGAGCGCCAGGCCCAACAAGAUAUACUCACCAUGGGCAUCGUCAUCGACGAGUACAUUCGCUUGAUAGGUUCCGUAAAAACUGCUUUCCAGCAGCGACAGAAGGCUUACCAUUCGUGGCAUUCUGCUGAGCAAGAACUGCAGAAGCGGAAAACAACCCAAGACAAGCUACUUAGACAGGGUAGAUCUCAGCAAGAUCGUCUGAACCAACUUAGCGCCGAUGUCGCCGAUGCUGAGCGUAAGGUGCAUCAAGCGAGGUUACUGUUCGACGAUAUGGGUCGACUCAUGCGCAGUGAGCUAGAACGCUUUGAAAGAGAGAAGGUUGAAGACUUCAAGUCGGGUGUAGAGACGUUCUUGGAGAGCGCCGUGGAGGCACAAAAGGAACUCAUUGAAAUAUGGGAGACGUUCUUGAUGCAACUCGACACCGAUGAAGGUGAUACAUUUGUUCCGCCUGCUGGUGUCGUGGCUGCGCCCGAUACCGAACCCACCACCAACCAGGAUACGGAGAGUCGUGUAUCGUGUAGAGGAUUUGCGGACCUGACGGUCAAGCCACUUGUAUACUAUAUCGCAACAUCCACGUUCGAGUGGUAUCCUGGUGUGCAGAUCCACCACUCCACAGAUCUCGCCAACUGGGAUCUCGUGGGUAUCAGAUUGCAGCAAUGGGAUCCUGAGGCAGGGAAGCUUGUUGGACCCUGGAAAACCAUAUUCGCUGGUACGGAGCUAGACCUCGUAGAAGGCCCACAUCUGUACAAACGAAAUGGAUGGUACUACCUUUUGACAGCGGAAGGCGGGACAGCUUAUGGACAUGCCUGCACUUUGGCUCGCUCCCGCGAUAUCUGGGGACCAUACGGACUCCAUCCGCAGAAGUACAUCAUUACCUCCAAGGACGCCCCAUUCGCGGCCUUACAAAGAGCGGGUCACGGAGACAUAGUCGAUACUCCGGAUGGCAAGACGUACGUCGUCCACCUUACUGGACGUCCGAUAACACAGGCUCGUCGCUGUGUUUUGGGACGAGAGACGGCCAUCCAAGAGGCGUAUUGGGACAAGGAUGAUUGGCUAUACGUAAAAAAUGGUCCUGUUCCGUCCCUCUACGUCGAUCUACCAGCAGAACGCGAUGACGGCCCCUAUUGGAAGGAGCAGCGCUAUGCGUUCGACGACGGCAGUCUCCACAAGGACUUCCAGUGGCUUCGAACGCCAGAGCCCGAACGUAUCUUUAGCGUCAAAGACGGCUUGCACCUUAUUGGCCGCGAGUCAAUCGGUUCCUGGUUCGAGCAAUCGUUGGUUGCGCGCCGCCAAACACAUUUCUCAUAUGACGCUGAAACGGUCGUUACGUUCAGUCCAGAUGACGAAAGAAAUUAUGCCGGCUUAACUGCAUACUACUGUCGUUUCAAUUUCUUCUAUCUGACAGUCACCGCUGGGUCUGACGGUCAGCGCGAAUUGUUGAUCUUCAGUUCUGAAGCUUCUUGGCCUAACGGCAAUCUGAAACUGCCUAUGGUGGAACCCGUCCAAAUACCGAACGAGGGAAAAGUAAGGCUGGCAGUGAGUGUCCGGGGAGGCGAGCUCCAGUUCCGCUACGCGCUUGAGGGGCAGUCGAGCUUGACCAAGAUCGGACCCGUUUAUGAUGCCUCGAUCUUAAGUGACGAGUGUGGCGGCCAUCAGGCCCACGGAAGCUUCACCGGUGCCUUUGUCGGUCUGGCCGCAUCUGAUCUGAAUGGUACGGAGAAAGUUGCAAAGUUUGAUUACUUCCAGUACACGCCGGUAAAACAUAGUACGGACCGCUACGAUGCAGGCACGUGA